This is a messenger RNA of Cercospora beticola, 2728 nucleotides long. Its product is annotated as Zn(II)2Cys6 transcription factor. Gene Ontology annotation, molecular function: zinc ion binding; DNA-binding transcription factor activity, RNA polymerase II-specific; DNA binding. Gene Ontology annotation, biological process: DNA-templated transcription; regulation of DNA-templated transcription. Lineage: Eukaryota; Fungi; Ascomycota; Dothideomycetes; Mycosphaerellales; Mycosphaerellaceae. The record is from RefSeq and is a predicted model, not a curated record.
UUCUUACCAGAUACAAUCGAUACAGAAGUAAAUGGAAUUGUCAGCAUCGUGCCUACGUCGAUAGUACUUCGGCUAUCGAGGCCGACGAGACGGGAGCCCCGCACUAGAGAGCGCUAGCCUCACCUCACCUCACCUGAGAACCGCCACGACGACCAUGCCGCCAACCAAAAUAUCAGCAAGAUGGAAGACGAAAGCGCAAUCGACGACGAGAUCAUCGAGCCUCCGGAGAAAAGAUUGAGGGUCCCACGAAGGACCCCGCGAGCAUGCAAACAAUGCCGACAAGCAAAGAUCAAGUGUUCGGGCUCGAUGCCCUGUGCGCGGUGCGCGCGGCGAAGAGACACGUGCGUUUUCCCGUCCGAUGAGCCGCACGUCUCGGUUCCAGAACGAUACCUCAAGGAUCUCGAACGGAGGGUGGCCCGGGCGAGACUUUCGCAGUCGUCAGCGAGGAAUGUCGGUGGAUUCACUGGGCCAUCAGCGAGCUCGCCGCCGAAUGUACCAAAUGCUACACAGCAGGAGCAAGAGCACAAUGAUGGCCACGGCGUCAUUGAAGCGCCAAAUGCGCAACCAGAAAAUUCGCGGCACGGUUCGCGAAGCCUAGAUGCGCUUGCAGAAGCAUCAUCAGCUGCAGCGGCGGCAGUGCAGAUUCCUGUCAAUUCUACAGACAGGUCAAGCUCGGCCACUGUGAACGAGAACGCCUCUGGUCUACUUGCAAUACACAACCCGCUGGUUAGCAGAACUCUCCCAUAUGUACGCGAUACCUGUGGCCGACCUCGGUAUCUCGGGCCAAGUUCGACUUGGGCCUUCUGUCGACGAGCAUUGUUCCUUCUCGGACCCCAUUCUCCAGGUACUCAUGAUGACUCCGCGCUACUCAACAACGACGGCACAGCCUUUCGACUCCGAUGGGAGACGAAGACUGCUGUUGAGCCUGGCGACCUGAACGAUCUUCCCGCAGCCGACUAUGCCUUGUAUCUGUACAAUUCCGUGAAGUUCCGGCUCGGAGAACUCUUCGGAAUCAUGGAUGAGGCGAGCUUCAUGAGUCACUUCGAAAGAUUCCAUCGUGAGCCCUGGCAGGUCGCGACUGAACAGCGAUUAUGGUUCGUGGAAUACCUACUCAUUCUGGCUUACGGGAAAGCACUAUUGAGCCAUCCCGGCCGAUCACCCGUACCGGGCAGUGACUUCGCAGCUCGCGCCAUGGCCUUACUACCUGAUGCUGCGACGCUGCAUGAAGAAGGCAUGCAUUCGAUUGAGGUUCUGGCACUGGUUGCAUUAUACUUCCAAUCGAUUGACAUGCGGGUCACUGCUUACCAAUAUAUUGGCCAAGCUCUGAGAUUAUGCUAUGUGGAAGGGAUCCACCUACAUAUUCCUGACGAUGUCAUCAGUCCAGAAUUCUCGUUACGAUGUCACAAAGUCUUUUGGGUGAUUUACGUGCUCGACCGAGAGCUGUCGUCCCUAAUGGGCGCCAUCACACCUGGCUCCGAAGAUGAUGUCGCUGCAUUCAUGGCGCCCGAGAGACAAAAUUCAAUUCUGGAUAAGGCUCUCAUGCUUCGGGUGCGGUUAUCACGUCUCAUUGCGACGACAUGCACUACACUAUACAGCGUAGAUGAAAGCUUCGGCGCCUCAUUCGUCAAGAAUACAACCUGGAUCCUCCACCGACUGGCCGAAGUAUCUCAUGAAAUCGAAAGUGUAGUCAACGCACUGAACCAGCCUUCGAAGACGGAGAUGCCUCACAUGCUGAGACGCGUGAUGCUCUCGUACCACCACUGCAUUGUCCUUGCCACCCGCCCCCUAAUCAUGUGGCUGUUGGUGCUCAGUCUUCCACCCGCGACGUCGGAGCCGCAACAGCUCGCCACUCCCAUAUCUGCCCUCCUCCACGCCUCAGCCGAGUCCGCCACAACCAUCAUCCUCAUGCUCAAAUCCCUCACAGAACGUGGCCUGCUCGAGACCUUCCUCCCCUUCCAACUCGAAUACGCCUUCGCAUCUGGCAUGCUUCUCUCUAUCCUGGGUUCCCUCCUACCAUCCUACAUUCCCGACCCCAGCUGGAGCACAACAUUGAAUUUCAUCUUGGAUGAAAUGACAUCCAAGUCCAAUGUCGUGGCUCCAUUGAGGAAAGCAGAAUUAGAGGCUUUGCAUCGUUUGCUUGAUCCUGUGAGGACGCAGGAGCCACUAAUCGUGCCGGGACCAAAUGACUCCAACAUGACGAUGUCGUGGCAUACAGAAGAGCAACAAGAUGGAGCUACCACGACACAAGCAGCAGGCUCUGAUAACAUGACAUCGCUGCAUGAAGGAGAGACAAGUACUGCAGCAGACUCGAAUGCGUUCUAUAUGCCAUGGGAUCCGCUUUAUGAUAUGGGACAAUCUGGACAGCCGGAAUUGAUGUUGGAGCUGGCAGCACAAUUGGAGACCAAUGAUUUCGAUCCUUCGUUCUUGCUAGGUCCGAUCGAAGGGAACGGAUUGUAAGAACAUACAGAAUCGGCUUAUCGAAUUUCGCUGCUUCUGCCUACCACAACAUCUUCCGCCAUUGACUUUCUCAGCUCAAGCGCCAACACAAGCCGCCGAACUUUGGAGUAGUGGUAUGUUCGACAGGCCUUCCGAUGCUAUCUUUCUGCCUUUUCGCCUGGCAUGCCUACCUCUGAUGCCAGAGUAGGAUCUCGAAGCUUAGAAACACUCGUGGCGGCAUUCUAAGCUUCCAAUGCUCUCUCUGUGCAUUCACAGUCGGCACAUUCACGCC